Messenger RNA from Triticum turgidum subsp. durum (durum wheat), 834 nucleotides. Lineage: Eukaryota; Viridiplantae; Streptophyta; Magnoliopsida; Poales; Poaceae. The record is from the annotation of a GenBank genome assembly.
AUGGUUUUCGAAGACGAAAGCAGUGAGGACACGUCCAGCCUGCCGUACAUGCACUCGACCUCAUCCACGGACGGGCUUAACCAGGUCCCUUUCAGCGUUGAAGAUCCAGAUUACCAGGGGCUUGAGCUGGAAACGAUGUCGCCAUGUGAGAAGCACGGCAAGGCAUCUGAGAGGCUUGUCGCAUUUGAAGGAAUAGACACAGGGAGAAGGUUCCUAGAAGGGCAGAAUUGUGGGUUUGUUGAAUGGGUUGAUCACCAGUGGCCCCCAACAAUGCAAAAUGCAUUAUUGAAGCUGUGGGCCAUGGUUGAAGAUAGCAAGAGUGCUAGGGUGAAUGAUAAUCUUGAAAGUUCUUUCACUAUCCACCAUCUGACAGAAGAGAAGAACAAGCUGGAGGCCAACUAUGACAAGUUAGUCCAAGAUGUGCAUGAACUUAUGAGCUUCCAGGAGGACAGGGUGGUGGAUUUCAGAUAUCUGCAGGAUAACCUUACAUAUCAGCAGCAGUGCAGAAGUGAACUGCUGGCUGAUAUGAAGGCACAGAUGGCAAAGAAAGAUGCAGAGUUUGAGAAGCUUAAGCAGAAUUAUGAAGUGCUACUGAACCUGACAAGAGCACAAGCAACAGUCAUCCAGAACUUGAAGUUGAAGCAUAUUAAAGACAAGCAAUUGUUUAGUGAAGAUAAGAUGAACUUGGAGUUGAAGAAUGCAGAGCUCACAAAGUCUGAGGAGAAGCUCACCCAAGAGAAGCUAGAGUUGAAGCUUCAGAUUGCUGAGCUGAUGAAGGCAGAGGAGAAGCUGAAGGAGAAGAUCAAGGGGAUCCAGGCCAUCUUAGAGAAGUGA